Coffea arabica (coffee) is the source of this 693-nucleotide messenger RNA. The record is from RefSeq and is a predicted model, not a curated record. Lineage: Eukaryota; Viridiplantae; Streptophyta; Magnoliopsida; Gentianales; Rubiaceae.
AUGGCCAGAAGAGUGUCUUUGAUACGAAGCCAAUUAGAGGAAUUACCUGUGAACCCGAAAUGUGAGGGCAUAUCAACACUAUUUCUGCAACUUAACCCAAACUUGAGAAUCAUUGAGGAACUGUUCUUCAGAAGGAUGAAGAACCUUCGAGUUUUGGACCUGCACAGCACAGGAAUAAAAUUGUUGCCACCUUCUAUCUCCAACUUGACAUCACUCCGGGGUUUAUACCUCAACAAUUGCUGUGACUUAACCGUGCUCCCACCUGAAAUAGUGAAACUCAAGAAGCUUGAAGUUCUUGAUAUUCGAGGCACCUCAACGGCUCAACCCAUUGUUUGCCCGAAGAGAUCAGCAGUUUGUUUGGCCUUAGCUGACCAGCUAAACAAGCUCGAGGAGUUGACUAUUGUCUUAGUAAAUGGAAGCAAUGACGGCAUUGUUGAUCGAAUAAAAGCAGAGGUGCUUGAAUUUGAGAACAAAAAUAAUCAGUUUAAGUUAAUUCUUCAUAGGCCGUCCCAAUCAGUGGACCAAGGGAAUCUCGUUCAACUAAAGGGACAGGCAGUAUACCUUCCAAAUCCAAGUGUUCCUGCAAGUCAUGUUCAUGAUCCAACAACAGGAAACUGUUUCCGAGAUCAGACAACAAGGAAAAGCUGGCAUAACUCAACACUCCUCCUUGCCACUUUUGCUGCAGAUUUUUAA